AUGGAAAAUAAGUGGAAUCCACCUGAGACUGAGUGGACUAAACUUAAUACAGACACUGCCUUCAAGGACUUUAAAGGUGGUUGGGCAGUGGCGGCUAGGAACGCAGAAGUUAAAUUUACAAGAUGUGGUACAAUGUCUCAUAAGGUGUUGAGUGUUAUCGAGGCUGAAACAAUAGCAGUUCUCCUAGCUGCUGAUUUUGCGGUGAUGUCUCAUCUGCAGAGGGUUAUUAUCGACUGUGAUGCUGAAAAAGUGGUGAAUAUGUUAACAAAAGGGGAUUAUCAUAUUCCUUGGAGAUUGCACCAAAUCAUCCUUCAAAUUCGAAAACACUUGAAGAAGGUGGCUGAAGUUAAGACAGUGUUUAUUAAAAAAAAUGGAAACAAUGUUGCCCAUGCUCUGGCUAAGUACGCCCUAACCCGUCACUCUAAUAUGUGGUGGUUCUCUCCCAAACCUCCUUGUUGUAUCCGCGUCUUGUUUGCAAGAGUAUAUGAUGCUUUGUAA
Molecule: messenger RNA, 498 nt
Organism: Papaver somniferum (opium poppy)
Lineage: Eukaryota; Viridiplantae; Streptophyta; Magnoliopsida; Ranunculales; Papaveraceae
Exons: 1
Coding region: 1-498 (165 amino acids)
Molecular function (GO): nucleic acid binding; RNA-DNA hybrid ribonuclease activity
Source: RefSeq, a predicted model, not a curated record